AAAGAGCUCUGGUUUAAUUUGUUGGAAGUAGGAAACUUCGUGAAGCUGCCACGUUAAAUGACAAUUACUUCUUCAUUCAUUUACUAUUCCCUCCAAUCCUCACCUGCAUCACUGCUAAGACUGUUGGGAAUUUUUCCAAGAAAUCAAAGCAAGAUCAGAUAAAUUACUACUAAUAUCCACACUCCAUCCACCAUACCCGACCAUUUCUGAUUCUGAUUUCCUCUCACAUGGCGGCCACCACCCUGCACGACCUCCCCGACGUGAUCCUAUCCAACAUAAUCGCCGCCGUGUCUGAUGUACGAAGCCGGAACUGCGCCGCGUUGGUCUGCCGCAGGUGGUACCUCUUGGAACGCGCCACCCGGUCAGCUCUCACCCUCCGCGGCAACCUGCGGGAGCUCUUCAUGGUCCCCACCUGUUUUUCAUCCAUAUCCCAUCUCGACCUCUCACUCCUCUCUCCCUGGGGUCACCCCCUCACCUCCGCCUCCGCCUCCGAUUCCGCCCUCAUCGCCCACCUCCUCCGCCACGCCUUCCCUUCUGUCACUUCGCUCACCUUCUACGCGCGUAACCCAUCUACCAUUCAGCUCGUAGCCCCUCAGUGGCCUAAUCUCGAACGCGUAAAGCUCGUGAGAUGGCACCAGCGGCCUCAGAUAGCCGCCGCCGGCGAUGAGCUCAAGAUUUUGUUUUCCGAGUGCAGCCAGCUGCGUUCUCUUGAUCUUUCUGCUUUCUAUUGCUGGACGGAUGAUGUGCCUCCGGCCCUCGAGUCGUACCCGUCAGUUGCUUCCAAUCUCACUUGCCUCAAUCUCUUGAACCCAUCAUUCUCUGAGGGUUUCAAGUCCGAUGAGAUUAAGGUAAUCACCAAGGCUUGCCCCAAUCUGAGGGAAUUUCGGGCUGCCUGUAUGUUCGAUCCGAGGUAUAUUGGGUAUGUUGGAGAUGAGGCCUUGGUUUCUGUAUCAGUGAACUGCCCAAAACUGGCGAUUCUUCAUUUGGCUGAUACAUCUGCUCUAUCGAAUGUAAGAGGGGAUCCCGAGGAUGAUGGGUUCACGCAAGAAGACGCCAGGAUCAACGUGGCCACUUUGAUUGAGGUGUUUUCGGGGCUUCCGCUGCUAGAAGAGCUGGCUCUAGAUUUUUGCAAUAAUGUCAGAGACAGUGGUCCAGCACUGGAGAUGCUCAAUUCUAAAUGCCCCAACUUGAGGUCUCUUAAACUGGGGCAGUUUCAUGGCGUCUCAAUGCCUGUUGAGUCGAAGUUGGACGGCGUCGCCGUGUGCCAAGGGCUUGAGUCAUUGUCGAUUAGGAAUGUAGGUGAUUUGACUGAUAUGGGUUUGAUUGCAAUUGCCAGAGGUUGUUGUAGAUUGGCCAAGUUUGAGGUUCACGGUUGCAAGAAGAUAACGAUGAGGGGGAUGAGGACUUUUACUUGUUUGCUUCGUCGGACGUUGGUUGAUGUCAGGAUCUCUUGCUGCAAGAAUCUCGGUGCAGCACCGUCGCUGAAAGCAUUGGAGCCGAUACAGGAUCGGAUUGAGAGGCUUCAUAUCGAUUGCAUCUGGGAUUUCACCGAAGAGCUUGAGGAUCUUGAUGGAAUUGGAGGUACUUUUGACCUAAAUAGUUCGGAUCAAGGUGAGAUAUCGAACCACCCUGUUGAAAAAAAACACUUUAGAGCCACUGGUUAUGAUUAUGACUAUGAUGGCAUGAAUAGUGCAAGCAAGAGAUGCAAAUAUGAUCUGAAUUCUACUUACAUGGGAUUGGAUGUUAAUGGCAACGGCUAUGAAAAUGGCAAUGGAUAUGGUGAGAGAACAUGGGACAGGCUGCAGUAUCUUUCCCUGUGGAUUGAGGUGGGGCAGCUUUUGACUCCUCUGGCAUCCGCAGGACUAGAGAAUUGUCCCGAUUUAGAGGAAAUUCGGAUCAAAAUUGAAGGAGAUUGUCGGGAAUUGUCGAAGCCGUCGGAGCGUGAGUUUGGGUUGAGCACUCUGGUGAAUUACCCCAAGUUGUCGAAGAUGCAUUUGGACUGCAGUGACACCAUUGGGUACGCCCAUACAGCACCUUCCGGGCAGAUGGACUUGAGCCUCUGGGAACGGUUUUAUCUAAUUGGUGUAGGCCAUUUGUGUUUAACGGAGCUUGACUACUGGCUUCCACAAGACAGGGAUGUCAACCAAAGGAGUCUAUCCCUUCCGGCGGCCGGAUUGCUGCAAGAGUGUUUUGGUCUUAGGAAACUUUUCAUCCACGGGACGGCUCAUGAGCAUUUCCUGAUGUUCCUCCUGAGGAUACCUGAUUUACGAGAUGUCCAGUUGAGAGAAGACUAUUACCCAGCACCAGAAAAUGAUAUGAGCACCGAGAUGAGGGCGGACUCGUGCAGCCGCUUUGAGGCUGCUCUUAACAGGCGCCGGAUUGCUGAUUGAUACAAGCUGAGUGUUAGGCCGUAUGUAUGACAGGAACUGGGAUAUGGCGCAGGUUGUAGAAUUUGUUGCAUCAGUGUAAAUAAUGGUUCGAGUUUCAGAACCCUCCCAGUUUUUGUUUUUAAUUUAUCCUUCUGUCCCCCUAUUCACAAAGCUCAAAUAAGAAAUGCUGGUUAACUCACAGUUUUAACAUUA
This is a messenger RNA of Sesamum indicum (sesame), 2582 nucleotides long. RefSeq names its product RNI-like superfamily protein (gene MAX2). Gene Ontology annotation, cellular component: nucleus; SCF ubiquitin ligase complex. Lineage: Eukaryota; Viridiplantae; Streptophyta; Magnoliopsida; Lamiales; Pedaliaceae. Gene Ontology annotation, molecular function: protein binding. The record is from RefSeq and is a predicted model, not a curated record. Gene Ontology annotation, biological process: SCF-dependent proteasomal ubiquitin-dependent protein catabolic process.